Molecule: messenger RNA, 1591 nt
Organism: Drosophila willistoni
Lineage: Eukaryota; Metazoa; Arthropoda; Insecta; Diptera; Drosophilidae
Product: tRNA dimethylallyltransferase
Exons: 1
Coding region: 159-1508 (449 amino acids)
Biological process (GO): tRNA modification
Cellular component (GO): mitochondrion
Molecular function (GO): tRNA dimethylallyltransferase activity
Source: RefSeq, a predicted model, not a curated record
GGAAAAGUUUAGUUUAUAAAACAACAAUCAACAGGUUGUUCCACGUGCUUUGGUGGAACAUAGUUGCUUUCUCUUUCACUCACACGCACAGCUGUAGCGUGAAGUGGAAUUUGUUUAACCCAAACACAAAACAGCAAUUUAAGUCAAUUGACUCACAAAUGUUGCGAAAAGUUCCGCUAAUUGUGAUACUUGGCUCAACGGGCACGGGGAAGACGAAGCUCUCACUGGAAUUGGUUGAGCGUUUUGGCGGCGAAAUUAUUAGCGCCGAUUCUAUGCAAGUCUACAGAGAUCUGGAUAUUGCCACGGCAAAAGCCACAAAGGAGGAGCAGGCGCAGGCAAAGCAUCAUUUGCUGGAUGUAGCCACACCAUCCGAGCCCUUCACAGUGACACAUUUCCGUAAUACUGCUUUACCCAUUAUUGAGCAGCUGCUGGCCAAAUCCCAAUCACCCAUUAUUGUUGGUGGCACCAAUUACUAUAUUGAGUCACUGUUGUGGGACAUUCUGGUGAAUACCAGCGGCGACGAGGACCUGGAUGAAACCGGAAAACAGCUGGCCGAUAAGAAGUUUGCCACCAUGAGCACAACGGAUCUGCAUCAACAUUUGGCUAGCAUUGAUGCCGCCAGUGCCAAUCGUAUUCAUCCCAAUAAUAGACGAAAAAUUCUACGUGCCAUUGAGGUCUUCCAGGAAACAGGAGAAACGCUGACAUCCAAACUGGCGGAGCAAAGAAAACAGCCAGGGGGCAAUCGUCUGGGUGGCCCACUACGGUAUCCACACAUUAUUCUUUUGUGGUUACGCUGUCAACAGGAUGUGCUCAAUGAACGAUUAGAUAAGCGGGUUGAUGGCAUGCUGAAGCAAGGACUCCUCAAGGAACUGCGUAAUUUCCAUAAUACCUACGAGGGAGUCACAGUUCAAGCGUAUACUAAGGGUGUCCUACAAACAAUUGGCUACAAGGAAUUUGUUCCCUAUCUCAUGAAAUAUAAUGCAGAUUUUGAUGAGAAAGUGGAGGAAUAUUUAAAGGCUCAUCAAUACCAAAUGCCUAGCAAGGAGAUGGAUGAGGAGUUGAAGGAUACGGAUUUAUCUGCUGGUCUUCAAUUGCUUCGUAAUUGCUGUGACGAAUUGAAGUUGGUGACUCGCCGAUAUUCCAAGAAGCAGAUCAAAUGGAUCAAUAAUCGUUUCCUCGCCAGCAAAGAUCGCCAAGUACCAGAUCUUUAUGAGCUGGAUACCAGUAACGUUAGUGCAUGGUCUGAUAUGGUGUACAGUCCUGCCGAAUCCAUAAUAAAUAGCUAUAUCAAUGGGGAAACUACUGAAAUUGAACCGAUGCCCAAGCGCUUGCAUCCUGGAGCCGAUCUUAAUGAGGAGACAAGCAACUUCUGUUCAAUCUGCCAGCGUCACUUCAUUGGCGAGUAUCAAUGGACAAUCCACUUGAAAUCGAAUAAACAUAAACGACGCAGGGAGUCGGAGCGUAAAAAAGAGACAUCAAUCCCAAAUCCAGACAUCAAGUCCAGUUAGUUACUCAGCCCGAUGAUGUUGUUUAUUUAUAGUUAAGCGAGUCUUGGCGUAGCAAUAAAUAAAAUGCAUCUACGUAAAUUUGA